Messenger RNA from Auxenochlorella protothecoides, 480 nucleotides. RefSeq lists its product as hypothetical. The record is from RefSeq and is a predicted model, not a curated record. The transcript has a single exon. The annotation marks the transcript as partial. NCBI's taxonomy places the organism in Eukaryota, Viridiplantae, Chlorophyta, Trebouxiophyceae, Chlorellales, Chlorellaceae.
AUCUCCACCGUCUCCUCCACGCUGGGCUCCGCGACCAGCACCGGCUGGAAGCGGCGCUCCAGCGCCGGGUCCUUCUCAAUGUGCUUCCGGUACUCGUCCAGCGUGGUGGCCCCGAUGCACUGCAUCUCGCCGCGCGCCAGCGCCGGCUUCAGGAUGUUGGCCGCGUCGAUGGCGCCCUCCGCCGCCCCCGCCCCGAUCAGCGUGUGCACCUCGUCGAUCAUGAGGAUUAUGUCGUCAUUCUGCUUGAUCUCCUCCAUCAGCUUCUUCAGCCGCUCCUCGAACUCGCCGCGGUACUUGGUCCCCGCCACCAGCAGGCCCAGGUCCAGGGUCACCACCUGCUUGCCCUCGAUCGUCUCGGGCACAUCCCCCGCCGCGAUGCGCUGGGCCAGGCCCUCCGCCACCGCGGUCUUGCCCACGCCCGGCUCCCCGAUCAGGCACGGGUUGUUCUUGGUACGGCGGCCGAGGAUCUGGGUCACACGC